This is a messenger RNA of Chanos chanos (milkfish), 6447 nucleotides long. RefSeq names its product Fras1 related extracellular matrix 1b (gene frem1b). The record is from RefSeq and is a predicted model, not a curated record. The transcript is spliced from 34 exons. Gene Ontology annotation, biological process: cell communication; anatomical structure morphogenesis. The coding region runs from base 1 to 6447 and encodes 2148 amino acids. Gene Ontology annotation, cellular component: membrane. Lineage: Eukaryota; Metazoa; Chordata; Actinopteri; Gonorynchiformes; Chanidae.
AUGGCAGGAGCUACAUUGGUGUUGUUCACUCUGCUAGCGCUCCUGCCUUCGGGCGGCUCGCACAGCCUAGUUCGUGUCAAUGCGGGGCUCCAUGUGACAAGAGGUCGGUCUGUGUUUGUGACAGAGAGAGAGCUGCAGUUCAACAUCGAAGGGUUUUCUGAUGAAUGUAAGGUAGAGGUCGUGCUCAAUGAACCCAUAACUCAAAGAGUUGGGAAGCUAACUCCUCAGGUGUUUGACUGCCAGUUCUUGCCUGAUGAAGUGAAGUAUGUUCAUAAUGGCAGUCCCUUGCUGGAAGAGGACACGGUCCUAUUGAGAGUCUACAGGUUCACUGAUACUGAGACAUUUAUAGAGACUCUAGUGCUACAGGUGAGGGUGGCGGAGCCCAGCAAUGGCCUAAUAGAAUUUGGAGGUGUCCCACUCGUGGUUCCUGAGUUCUACGGCCUGUCCAAUCCAAUUAACAGUAGCGUCCUGACCUUCAAGACCCAACCUCACGUGGUCUGCACCGUACGUCUCCUUACUUUGGAGACCAACGUACCUAUGCUGGGACAACUUGUCACCGAAGAACCCGCCCAGAAAGACCAGGCCACUGAACCUAAUGCUGCACCAAGAACAGGCAGACAAACCAGAGUUUCCUGCCCUGGUAACAAGGCUUGUACUCAAAACACAAGGGAAGUGCAUUUCUUGAAGAUGAACUGCAAUGAGUUCUUGACCUCAGAUAUGAAGUACCAGCAUCUGAGUCCACCAUCACCAGAGAUUGACUAUGUGCCAAUCAGAGUGGAACUCAGGGACCAAACCUCUCGAGCCUUACUGGAGUCAGAGAACAUUUGGCUCCCAGUGCUGAUCCAUGGCGGCAUGCAGAACCAGCCCCCUCAUGCUUCCUUCAUGUCCAUGUUUAUUCUGGAAGUGGAUCAGUUCAUCCUGACGCCGAUGACCACAGCUGCUCUGGACGCUAAGGAUGAUGAGACUCCACAGGCCCAGCUGGUUUUCAAUGUGACCAAGCCUCCAGCUGAGGGCUACAUCACACAUUUGGAUGACCACACAAAGAUGGCCUCCUCUUUCACUUGGCAAGACCUGCAUGAGCUAAAGAUUGCUUACCAGCCCCCAAACAACAGCCACACUGAAAGGAGGAACUAUGAGGUUGAGUUUAAGGCCAUUGAUGGAUCAUUUGCGAUGAGUCCUCCCAUUAUGGUUCACAUUUCAAUCCGCACUGCAGAGACUAAUGCCCCACGCGUCUCCUGGAAUUUGGGGUUGGAUCUGUUGGAGGGUCAGUCCAGACCAAUCACGUGGGAGGAUCUACAGAUUGUUGAUAAUGACAAUAUCAAUGCGGUCACGCUAGUGGCCGUGGAUGGUCCCCUACAUGGGCGGCUGAGUGUCCGGGGUGGGAAAGGCUUCAUGUUCAAGGUGAAAGACCUACGGGAGGGUGUAGUAGUGUACCAUCACUCUGACAGUGACACCACAAGGGACCACAUUGUCUUCAGAAUCACCGAUGGUCGGCACAGCAUCCGUCAUAAGUUCCCCAUUAACAUUCUCCCAAAAGAUGACACUCCACCUUUUCUGAUAAAUAAUGUAGCCUUUGAGGUUCAGGAGGGAGGCUCUGUGCUAGUGGAGGAGUACAUGCUUCUAGCUUCAGAUCUGGACUCAAGUGAUGAGUACAUUCAGUACCAGCUUAUCACAUUCCCUAGAGCAGGGGAGCUAGUCAAGCAGACCUCUCCACACAAAGCAGGUCUGCCCGUGAAAAGCUUCUUGCAGAGGGACCUAUUACAAGGUUUGAUCUACUACAGACACUCAGGGGAAGAGGUGUUUGAGGACUCGUUUGACUUCAUUCUUUCCGACAGCCAUCAGCCUCCAAAUCUUUCUGAUAAACACACUGUGGUGAUACAUGUAUUUCCAGUGAAGGAUCAGCUGCCUGUAGAGAUGCCUGGCACCAUUCGUUCCAUCACAGUAAAAGAGACAGAGGUCAUCCACCUCACCCAAAGCCACCUUCACUUCAAGGACGCAGAACACCCAGACACAGAUCUCUUGUACUUCAUCACUCAGCCCUGCUUCAGUCCAACCAACACUGGUCUACCAGAUGCAGGCAGGCUAUUCUACACAGACAGCACAAACUCCAUGAAAAAAGAUGCCAUGGUCCCUGUCUUAAAGUCCUUCACUCAGCAUGCUGUCAAUCACCUCAAAGUUGGCUACAUGCCCCCCAUUGAGGACAUUGGUCUGGAGCCCCUCUUUGUGCAGUUUGUCUUUUCUGUGAGUGACCAGGAGGGCGGCACACUCACUGGGCUUAUCUUCAACAUCACUGUCACACCAGUGGACAACCAGGCCCCAGAGAUGUUCACUAAUCUUUUGAGAGUGGAGGAGGGUGGGGGUGCUUUCCUAACAGAGGAGCACCUGUUGGUGCGGGACACAGACACUCCAGAGGGUCAGCUCAGGGUACGGGUGCAGUCUCAGCCCCGACGUGGCAGACUGGAGCUGCAGGGUGCCGUGCUAAUGGAAGGGGACAGCUUCACUCUUCUGGACCUGAGAGCACUGAGAGUCAGGUACAUCCAUGAUGACUCUGAGACAAUAAAGGACAGCAUUAGUCUCAUUAUCACUGAUGGAAUCAACUCUGCUCAAGGGGAACUGUUAGUGCAGAUUCUCCCUGUUAACGAUGAACCUCCCCAGCUGCAGACAGGACUGAGGGGAGCGCUGUCAUGUGAAGAGGGAGGUCGUGUGCAGGUCACUGCUGAGUAUCUGUUCGCCACAGAUGCUGACAGUGACGACACUCGACUAACGUAUAUGCUCGCCAGAACUCCUGCGCAAGGGGAGCUGCAGCGUGGUGGAGUCACUGUGGACAAAUUCUCUCAGUUAGAUGUCCUUCAAGGGCUAAUCUUCUACGUUCACACAGGUGGUGAGAUUGGACCAAAUCCCAUUUCAGACUCGGUCACUCUCAUUGUGUCGGAUGGAGAAGCUGGAAUGACGGAUGGCUGUUGCCAAGAAGAUGCGCUGCCCCCUCCUGUACCUCUGCAUGGCACACUUCCUGUUUAUGACCUUAAUGUCACUGUGCUUCCCAUCAAUAACAAAGCCCCGAUCAUAACUAUAGGAGAUGUAUUUGCAGUGGAAGAGGGAUCCACUGCCUGUUUGUGUGGUGGUGUACUAGGUGCAUCUGACCCAGACACUGACCCAGAGCAUCUUCUCUUCCACCUUGAAACACCACCUCAGUAUGGAUUUCUGGAGAACACCUUACCCUCACCAGGGUUUGAGAAGAGCAAUGCUGGACUACGUGUUGUGUCUUUCAGCCAGCUUCAUCUCAGCUCUGGUUUCAUCAACUACGUCCAGGCAAAGCACCAAGGUGUGGAACCCACUGCCGAUCAUUUCAUAGUUAGUGUCAGUGAUGGGAUUCAGAGGUCAGCCCCGGUGCCUUUUUACAUCAUCAUCAAUCCAACCAAUGAUGAGAUACCAAAACUGCAGCUCAACAACUUCACAGUGACAGAGGGAGGAAUGCUAGACCUGAAUCCAGCUAUACUGGAUGCUCUAGAUCUAGAUGUUCCACAAGACACCCUUACCAUCACGAUCCUGGUUCCCCCAGACCAUGGAAACCUGCUGAGUGGAAUCAAAGGGUUCCAAAUGAGCCACUAUAAAGACAUGGGCCUUGAGAUCCUGCAUCACAGUAUGCCAGUGCAGUCUUUCACCCUGCAGGAGCUACAGCAAGGAAUGAAGAUCACGUACAUGCAUGAUGACACGGAAACCCUUAAGGACGCUUUCACCAUGCAGCUGACAGAUGGCAAGCACACAGUCCAGGGGACGGUGUGUGUCCGCAUCCUACCAGUCAAUGAUGAAAAGCCACUGCUGCUAAAGAAUGCAGGUGUGGAGGUGGAAGCAAUGGAGAGGAGAGUCAUCUCCAGUGUGGUGCUGCAGGCAGAAGAUUUGGAUACCCCUAACAGCCAACUCUACUACAUCCUUAAUGCUGGCCCAAAGUUUGGUCAGCUACAAUUAAAGGCAGAAAAUAGAUGGAUAAACUUGGGUCCAGGUCAGAACUUCACUCAAGAAGAUGUGGAGAUGAACCGCUUGUGGUACCAUCAUACCACACUCACUGGGUUCAAAGGUCAUGAUAGAUUUCACUUCUUCCUAAGCGAUGGGGACAACCAGACUCCUUCACAAAGUUUCUUCAUCUCUGUACGCACUGUUCAAAAGGGCGACAUCACCCUCAUCAUUAAACCGGUGACACUAAUGGAGGGAGAUCGGAUCAUCUUGUCAACAGACAUUCUGAUGGCUACAGACAGUGGAAGCCAAUCAGAGGAGCUGGUUUACACAGUGUCAGUGCCUCCGAAGCACGGACACCUGCAUGCUGUCCAGUACCCUGGCAUACCCUUAUUCACCUUCACCCAAAUGGACGUGGCAGCCCAUCGGGUAUGCUACACCCAUGACAACAGUCGCUUUGCAGACCAAGACUCCUUCAGCUUUGUCAUUACCAAUGGCGUCACCUCAAGGAGUGGUACCCUUGUGUUCACUGUGGAACGAAGCGAUCGUAUCCCACCCACCCUGAACAACAACAAAGGUCUUCAGCUCGCGGAAGGCGCGGCGAAACCCAUCUCUCCAGAACAACUGGAGCUGACCGAUCCUGACACAGCAGCAGAAAACCUCACCUACAUCAUCGUUCAGCCUCCACAGUAUGGCAGGCUUCUCCUGAAAGGAUUCCCCCUCGCCUCUUCUCAGUUCAAACAAUCAGACGUCAACAACAUGGAUCUGGCUUACCAGCAUCAGGGUGGACCGGCCCAAAUCGACCGGUUCACCUUCCUGGCCUCAGACGGGACCAACAAAGGUUUUCUAGAAUAUGGGCAGCUGAAAGAGGAAGCAGUGGCCUUCACAAUUCAGAUAGAACACCUAGACAAAACACCUCCCAGCCUCGUGACUAAAAGGACCCCAAGCACAGUGGAAAAUCUACAGGAUGGCAAGCAGGGCAUCUACAUCACCUCCAAAGAUCUGCAAGCCUCUGAUCCAGACAGCCCUCAUCAGGAACUGGAAUUCUCUAUCACACGACCACCACACUUUGGACACCUUGAGAACGCUUUGACAGGUGGAUAUAUUAAAGGGCGAUUCACCCAGAGAGAUCUGGACCAGCGUGCAGUGCGUUAUGUCAUACCAUCAGACAUAGAGGUGACUGCGGACAGCUUUGAGUUCCGUGUCAUAGAUCCAGCAGGAAAUACCAUGCUGCCUGAGACAUUGGAGCUGACGUGGUCUCGAGUGGAGCUGGCAGUUUCGUGUUAUCGUGUUUGUGAGAAUUCGGGAACACUACCUCUGCAAGUACAGCGCAGUGGAAACAGCAUAGAUCCAGCCUAUAUUGGCAUAGAGGUGGAAGAGGGAACAGCCAAAGUGGGGAAAGAUUUCACUCACAGUUCUGCUAACCUCAUUCAGUUUGAUCCAGGUGUUAAUGUUAAAGUUUGGAAUAUUUACCUGAAAGAUGAUGGAUUGGAGGAGAACCAUGAGAAGUUUGAGGUGGUUCUGAGAGCCCAGAAGAAUGCUGUCCUAGGCCAAAGGAACAGAGCAACUGUGGAGAUUGUGGAUCCCAGAGGAGGCAGAUGUGAUCCAGAUGACCUGAGAGUUGAAGAAGAUGAGUUGUAUCCUCCUGCACUAAACCCUCCAAUUGUCCAUAGACCAGACACAUGGUCAGAGAAUGAACCAACCCCAGACCCACGCAGUGAGAUAUGGGACAAUGUACCUCGCAGAGGAGAUGUCCCACACUUCUUAGAAUACACCGAGGGAGAAAUUCAGGACCAGGGAGUCCAGAGCCAAAGCAGGAGAUGGCUGAAAGUCCUUGGCAACAACAGACAUAGAGUGUGUCAGAUAUCCUUCCAUAAGAUGAUGCUUCAUGGACUGAUCCCCUUGAGGCUGGAGGAGGACAGAUCACUGAACCUAGGCCCAGUUCCUCGUGCCCACUCCGAACUGGAGAUCACUCCAAUCUGGACCUGGUCCGGCCACACCAGUGAGGACACAGAAGGAGAGACUCCACAGAGAGAUUCACCACCACAUGUUACUGGACCUGCCAUGCACCAGCACAGAUCUGGUAAGGCUACCAGUAUUGGCUGUUCGCGUGGCUGGACUCAUUAUCGCAGAAACUGCUACAUCUUGGGCCCUGGCACUGCCAGUUGGAGCAGUGCACAAUAUGCUUGCACACUGUUUGAUGGGCAUUUGGUGAGUGUUCAUUCAAAGUCAGACAUGAAAUGGAUGUGGAAGUUUGCAGGAAAGCAGCCUUUCUGGAUCGGACUAACUGGCUCCCCAGAACAAUGGGCCUGGACUGAUGGUACCUCACUGACCUUCUUCAAACUGAGGAUAGAUGGAGCCUCAGGACAACAGACAGAUGUUGGUUCCCCUCACAGCUGUGUUUUAGCCCAGAGCCAAAAACGAUGGACACCAAAAAACUGCACUGAAGGAUCAGAGCACAGAUAUAUCUGUUCAGCUCCAGCUCAGACCAAUUAA